This is a messenger RNA of Chlamydomonas reinhardtii, 4946 nucleotides long. RefSeq lists its product as uncharacterized. Gene Ontology annotation, cellular component: nucleus. Gene Ontology annotation, biological process: regulation of salicylic acid biosynthetic process. The transcript has 17 exons. The record is from RefSeq and is a predicted model, not a curated record. Gene Ontology annotation, molecular function: calmodulin binding; DNA-binding transcription factor activity; sequence-specific DNA binding. NCBI's taxonomy places the organism in Eukaryota, Viridiplantae, Chlorophyta, Chlorophyceae, Chlamydomonadales, Chlamydomonadaceae. Bases 133 to 3096 code for a protein of 987 amino acids.
GCUGGGUGAACAAUAUAGCAAAAGACAUUGGAAAUUGACCCCCGAUAGUUGUUCGACCUGUUACAUUGUGAAUAAGUUGUUGUUCGGUCGAGGCCCCUCAGCUAUGCUCACCUAGCUGCUGCUACUUCCAAGAUGCAGCCCGUACCGAUGCCGCCUGCGCUGCAGGCGGUUUCGCGACCUGUGCUGGAGGAGUAUGUGGGGGCCCGCGUUAAGCAGUUCAGCCGCGCUCUGGCGGGCGUGCUGCUGCCGAGCAUAACUGAGCAGUCUUUCGAGUUUGCCUUCUCCCGCGCGACCCAGCUGCUGGGCCAAGCAGUUCAUGAACCUGUUGGAGUAUCAGACUCGUACGCACUACGCUUCACCCAUCGCUGCAAAUUCCUGGGGUGCAUGCGCAAGGAGUGCGGGCUGUGCAAAAACAACCCGAACAAGAAGUGCCGCGAGGAGGACAACUUCGACGAGUGCUAUGCGGAUGGCCAGAUUCUCAAGUCCAAGUGCGAGUCGGACGUGUCGCUGGAGCUCAUCAACCUGCGCACGGGACUGGCGGAGGCGCUGCCCAGCGUGGAGAUUGCGGUCACGGUGGUGGAUGGUGACUCGUACAGCGAGUCGGCGCCGGCCAAUUACGGUCACGUGCGAGAGCUGCUGAAGAACGACGACGAGAGCAUCCUACUGGGUGCCUACCAGGCGGGCAGCAAGACUGACCCGGACGGCCGCCUGUACCUGCGCAUGACCGAAGGCCUGGUGAAGCUGCCGGAUGUGUGCGUGACGGACAAAAAUGACACGUUCCAUUUCAACAACGAGACCUUUGGCACCUUCCGCCUUAUGGCGAAGGCGGUGCGGAGGGAGUACGGGCGGCUGGUGGUGGUGGAGAACGUGCGCCCGACCGUGUCUGGCAAAUUCAUUGUCAAGACGCAGCGCGCGCUGAACGACUACCGCAAGUCGGAGUACCCGCACUACAAGGACGAGCUGACGAAGUUGAAACACAUCGGCUCCAUCACGGCGCAGCGCCUGCGUGAGAUCCAGUCGCACUUGGACUGCCCGUACAGCAGCAUCGAGACGGUGGAACAGCUGAAGCAGCUGAUGCUGUUCGCGGACCAGAACCGGCAGGUGGAGAACAAGAUGCUGGAGCUGCUUAACAUGAAGGGCAAGCACAAGCACAAGUGGGACUACCUGCGAGAGGUGCUGGCGGAGCGGGUGGUGUACGACGACAUGCUGCACCGGCUGUGGUACACGGACGAGUCCAUGACGCAGGGCGUGCUGUUCGCGUGCAAGCAGGGCCAGGUCAACAUGGAGCGGCCCAUCGGCCUGGUGCAGCGCGGCCCCAACGGCCGGCUGAUGGUCAACAGCAACCCCGCGGGCCCGGACGCGGAGCUGCUGAAGCAGUGGCGCCAGCUGGCUGAGGCGGACUGGUGCCGGCCCAACCACCGCAGCUGGGUGGCGGUGCAGGAGCAGCUGGAGAUGGUGAACGGCAGUACCUCACUGCUCAUCGGCGGCGGGUCCAGCAUGUCCAUGGCAGCAGGCACGCCCAGCAUGUCCAUGGCCGACGGCAUGGAUGAGGGGCUGCUGAAGCGCGGCAGCGUGGGUAUGGCGCCGUCCAUGAUGAACGCCGUGAACGACGAGCGCCGCAGCCGCCGCUCCUCGGCGGUCAGCUACCCGCAAGUGCCCAACUCACCCAAACUGGAGCCUGGGAUUAUGGGAAUGAUGCAGGGGCAGCAGCAGCAGGGUGCCAGCAGCAGCUAUGGAGACCUGCAGCACCAGGGCAUGCUGGGGCCGAUGGGCAGCGGCGCUGGCGGGCAGCCGCAGCAGCAGUUCCAGUUCUCGGGGCAGCGGAGCAUGGCCACGCAGGCGCUCAUCACCGCCGGCGGGCUGACGGCAGGCGACCUGAUGCCUGACGUGUACCGCACGGCAAGCGCGCCCAACAUGGCCGCGUCAUCGCCGUUGUACUCGCACAACAGCAUUGACAGCCCCGGCAACAACAGCAACCUCAUGGGCGCCGGCAGCGGGCCGAGCAGCAACAUGGGCAUGCCGGUCCCUGGGCCCGACGGCGUGCUGGGGCCUCCGCCGUCACGGCCAGCGCGCUACCGCCGGUUGUCGGCGGACGCAACCGCUGUGAGGCAGAUGGCCAUGAUGCAGGCGGCCGGCGUGCCACAGCCGGAGAUGUCCGCGGACCUGGGCAAGCGGUCGCGUAACUCGGCGCCGGGCCACCCAGCACUGGAGGAGCUGCAGCAGCAGAUGCAGGGCCAGAUGCAGCAAGGCCAGAUGCAGAUGCAGGGCCAGAUGCAGGGCCAGCAGUCUCUGCAGGGACCGGGCGGAAUGCAGGGGCAGGAUAUGGGGCAGAUCAACAUGACCAACCGGCACGCACUGUACCACUUCGAGAGCCGUGGGCGCCACACGCCGCGCAGCCGCCUGAGCUCAGAGGUCAGCGACACGGUGGCAGCGAGCGCAAUGGGCGCCGUGCUCGACACGUCCGACCUCGAAACCUUUAUACAGCAGAAUUUCACGUUCGCCACGGGUGAUCCCACGUUCUCGGGCGCUCCCGCGGACCAGCCGUCCAACCUGAUGGGGCCCAUGGGCGGCGGCAUGAACCCCGGCUCAUCGAGCCUAUCGGGGCCGCUCAUGCACAUGUCAUUGCAGCAGCAACAGCAGCAGCCGGACCAGCUCACGGGCCAGAUGCAGAACGCGCUCAACAUCGGCGACCAGGCCGCGUCGCGCAUGGGCGCGGUGGGGCCCUCGGGCUCAGGACUCAUGAACAUGGAGCCCGGCAUGGCGCAGCAGCACCACAUGCACCAGCAGCAGCACGGCAUGGGGAUGGGGAUGGGGUCGAUGGGCAACAGCGCCGCCGGCAUUGGCAUGAGCGGCACCAGCCUCGCGGGCGGCAUGGGUGGCGGCAACGGCGGCGCGGGCAUGCAGCAGGGGCGGUCGCUGCAGCACAUGGACUCGGGCAGCAUGUCCAUGAACCCGGGCACCCGUGAGCUCAAGCGCUGCGAGAGCGACUCGUUCAAGCGCUUUCUGGCGGUGGGACUACCAUUCUCCCCCAUGGAGGCAACCCCGGAAGACCUGUUCGAGGGCUUGCGCCGGGACAGCGGCCCAAUGGGCGAGUGAGGCACGCAGGACCAUGGCGGAAUCACGUAUGAACAAUAGACAACAGCUCCAGGCUGCAUUGCCACGCUUGGGGAAAGGAAUGACGUGAUGACUUGGACAGUCAAUCGGGGCUGCUAACUGACUAGCGGCAUGCACUGUGUGAAGCGCGCGAGUUACUAAUGGUGGGCAGCAGUGGGUUCUAAGCGCUGGCGUGCGGCAGGCACGGCGUAUUCAUUUUGGUUUGUCUCUAUACGGUCGCAUCAAGAAGGCUGGGGGGAGGGCGGUUUCCCUUCGGCCGGAGAUGGUCCCUCUUGACCUGGGUGCUGGGCACCCUUGCUUGGUCAAACUGUCCCUUACUGUAGUGUCGCAUACAUACAGCACCCGCUGGAGCAAAGUUGGCCGGCAUGAUACAGUGCGAUGUCGUGGAGUACAGCUGUUGAGGUGCAGAUGGAAGAGGAGGUAAAGUGAUGACACUGUUCGGUACGGGAGGAGUGGAGCUCCCAUGGGAGCAUUGGUGUGGAGGAGCAUCGGUGCACUGGUGUAGAUAACCGCCGUAAGCCUGUCAAAGGCCACUGGUAGGGUCCUGUAACGGGUGAAGCACUCUUCAAGCUCGGGUCAUUCUUGUCAGUCUUACUUAGCAAGGGACCACCAGACAUACCAGUAAGAGGGUAGUGAUUGCCUUUGUUGCCACGGUGAUGCUUCGUGGUCCCCUUCUGUACGGCGGCAUCCGCCAUUGCCUAGAUAUGGUCACGCAUUCGGCCUGAGGAUGAGGGGCAGGUUGGCGUAGUCCCGUAGUGUGGAGCGUACUCCCAGACUCCAAUAACAAACGAUUUGCAGCGUCAAGAUAAGAUGGCGCGGCUGGUAUAACACGAGAGUUACUAUGCCGAGACAUCGCUGACUGAGCUGGAUUGCUGGCAGGCAGGGAGUUUGCUCAUUUGCUGAUGCGCAUUCCUCACGCUCCGGGCUCCCGGCCAGGCGAUAGCACCAGACACGCGCACCGCAACGCCACACGCGUGAAGCAGGGGCGCAGCGCAUCUGCAGGCGGGCGACCAGCGUCCAAGGAUGAGCGCCGAAGAGCAAUGCAGAUAAAACGCAAACAGUGCAGCAAAGCCGGGUGACAGUCUGACAAGCAGGGGUACAAACAGGGCGCGGCAAGGCAGAAGUGGAGCCGGCAUUGUACGACGAGUGGGCAAGCCGAAUGCAAGUGCAAGACAAACACAAUCGGAGUGACGGGAGUGUGAGGAAGCGCCGCCAGCUGGAAUGUGGGAACCGUGACUGAUGAUAGUUCGUUGUGAGGCUGCGUCGCACGCCCUACGAACCGACUCACCGAGGGAGUUAGGUGUGCGGUCACGUCUCCUCUCACUCUUCAUCGCCCGCCUCUUGUGUGGUGGCACACAGGCACAGCCUAUCACAGCUGCGGAGUGCUGCUCACUUGCUCAGCUUGACGUAGAAGCUGGGGCUAGCCGUGUGAAGCAGGAGCUGGGGCUAUUCCCCCGCAGCUAGACCCGGGCUCACCCACGGGCGUAAGGUGCGCAUUCCAGCUGCUGGAUCCGGCAUGGCGCAUCACUGCAGCAGGCGGGCCAGGGCCCUGUGCGGGCAGCGCUUGGUGGCUGGACAGGUUGCUCAGUGGGGUGGUGCUGCGCUAGGUGCGGGGUACCGUAUGGGUGGCCAGUGAACUGGAGGCAUCAGGUGCGCACCGGUGCAGAUCCGUGCUAACACGUUCCUUGCAAUAACAUGGCGCAUGCACCUAGAAGCCCUGUCAGCCCGACACCCAUGUGUGCCUUGCCUGACAUCAAUUGUGGCCGGCUCACGUUGUGGUUUCAGGAUAAGGCAGCCACGCAUAAUGUCAACCCAUGUAAGUGACAUGGCGC